Molecule: messenger RNA, 759 nt
Organism: Salvelinus sp. IW2-2015
Lineage: Eukaryota; Metazoa; Chordata; Actinopteri; Salmoniformes; Salmonidae
Source: RefSeq, a predicted model, not a curated record
ACGACGCACUAAAAAGACACAGAGCCCACUCUACUCCUCCUCUCUUCUGCACCCCAUCAUACUCACCACCACUCUACCCAUCCGUCCCGAAAGGAAAGCUUUCAAAAACAUUUGCUCCGAUUUACAAUUUGCUGAGCAAUAGCGGGCAUGCCACGCUGCGACCGAAACAAGGAUUCGAGGAGAACAUGGAAAAAUUGCCUUCACUUUUACAAAUGCACUUUAUAUUUAUUKAUCUUUAGUCUGGAACUAAACAGCAGCGUUUCAGAGCCUGUGAAUGGUGAUGUGUUUGUGUUCUUCCACGAGGGGGCUCAGGGCUGUCUAGGGGUGCAGGGUCACUCCCUGUCCCUGUCCGAGUCCUGCGAGGAUGGCGCCCAGAAGUGGAAGUGGGUGACCCGGGGCCGGCUCUUCAACCUAGGCUCCUCUCUGUGCCUGGGCCUGACAACAGGCAACUACAGCUCCAGGGAGGAUGUCUCACCGCUGGGCGUCUACCCCUGUGACAGAGAGCCUCCAGGGGUCCGAUGGACCUGGUACUGUGCCCAUGUGUUGGAGAACCUCAACCUGUACCUGCCGUCACCCUCGCAUCCUGUUAACCCCUCCGCUAACUCCUCAGUGGUGGCCUGGGAUGUCAAGCCCCCACGAGAGGGGCUCAAGUGGAGGCUCUUUGGGGACGAUCAGGACCUGUGUUCUAGGACCUAUCGUGGUAAGGAGAAGAGCUUCUGCUUCUGGUUUACAAAGUCAUUCUAGUGGAUUACAAAGGGU